AUGUACACCAACACCAUCACCUUCAUCGGCAUCGCCACAGCCUUCUUUGGCACCCAAGUCUUGGGCAGGUCUUGCCAUCUCGAGACCACGGCAUACCACCGACAGAACAGCGCCUGCGGCUCCGGCAGCUGCAUUGCCGGAGAUACCUUCGGCGGUAGCGGCGUGUUUAAAAUCGACGGCAAGAUCGAAUGGAACGGAAAGGGCGCCAACUACGAUAAGCUGAGCAAUGGCAAAGGUGUCGAUGUUGAUGCUGGUGGUGUCAAAUUCCACAUCGACCCGCUCGGCAUCCCAGACGCCCGGGACAAGCCCAGUUGCAAGGUCCACAUCGGCAGCUACACCAACCUCGGCAUUGGAAAGACGAAGAACAUCGGCCUGCCUGGUGUUGUGGGUAGGGACUUUGACUGCACUCAUGACUGGAACUGUUGA
Annulohypoxylon maeteangense is the source of this 426-nucleotide messenger RNA. RefSeq lists its product as uncharacterized. The transcript has 3 exons. The record is from RefSeq and is a predicted model, not a curated record. The coding region runs from base 1 to 426 and encodes 141 amino acids. Lineage: Eukaryota; Fungi; Ascomycota; Sordariomycetes; Xylariales; Hypoxylaceae.